AUGGACAAUGAGAUUAUUGAAUACUGCAUGAAAGUACAUGUUUUCGGAAAUAGUCCCUCAUCCGCUGUUGCAACAUACGGUUUACAAAGGACUGCCAUUGAUGGAGUAAAGGUUUAUGGCACGGAUGCUCGACACUUCAUUGAGAGAGACUUUUAUGUUGACGAUGGACUUAAGUCUUUACCUACAGACGAAGAAGCCAUAGACCUGCUCCAAAAGACACAAGGUUCUGAAUUCCUGCUGGAUCACACAGAAGAGACCACGGCUGACGUCUUCGGUCUUCUAGAACCUGACAAGGAUCCAGAGAACCCAACUAUCCUUACCCCUGCUACCCUGCUUACCCAGAAGCUUGGGACCAGCAAGCCGAAAGAAUCGAUUGACCUAUGGGACUUGUUGUUAAGAGCGUUCCUAGUGAUGAUGAAAUCAUGUGAAAUGAGUUUCAAUUGCACAAUUGUAACAACAGAAUUUAUUCUUUUGGGAUUUUCUGGAACAACUCAACAUCAAAUCUCGCUCUUUACGAUCUUUUUAUGUACAUAUAUUAUCACACUUUCUGGGAACCUAUCAAUAAUCAUUACAUAUAAGCUUAGUACAAGCCUCCAUACUCCAAUGUAUUUUUUUCUUGCUAAUUUUUCUCUCUUGGAAAUUCUGUAUGUUUCAUGCACUGUCCCUAAGAUGUUGUCUGGUUUACUGUCAGACUGUAGUAAAGUCAUCUCAUUCUCUGGAUGUGCUAUACAAAUGUAUUGUUUCUUGCUGUUUGGUGGAACAGAGUGCUAUAUGCUGGCAGCCAUGGCUUAUGACCGGUAUAACGCCAUAUGUCACCCUCUGUUGUAUACUCUGAUUAUGAGAGAAAUAGUCUGUAUCCGACAUAUAGUUGGCUCAUAUGUCAUCAGUGCAGUUAAUUCUCUAAUACACACAGUGUUCACAUUUUCAUUGCCGUUCUGUGGAUCCAAAGAGAUAGACCAUUUCUUUUGUGAUGUUCCACCGGUGCUAGAACUCUCAUGCCAGGACAUUUGGGUCAAUGAACUUGUGAUAUUCAUGGUUGGCGGCUCUGUUGUAAUUGGUUCAUUCAUAAUAACAAUGAUUUCCUAUAUAGAAAUAAUUUCAAAAAUUUUAAAACUCCGUUCUGCCUCUGGCAAAAAGAAGUCUUUUGCAACUUGUUCUUCUCACUUAAUAGUUGUCACAUUAUUUUAUGGUUCAACAAUUUUUAUGUAUUUUAGACCAAGAUCAAGCUAUAGAAUUGGCCAAAACAGUCUAGUUUCUUUAAUGUACACGGUUAUUGCUCCACUCUUAAACCCUUUCAUAUACAGUCUAAGAAACAAAGAAGUCAAAUCAAGUAUAAAAAAUGUAUUUUUAAAGCAAAUGAAAUUCUGA
Bufo gargarizans (Asiatic toad) is the source of this 1368-nucleotide messenger RNA. RefSeq names its product olfactory receptor 5G3-like. The record is from RefSeq and is a predicted model, not a curated record. Gene Ontology annotation, molecular function: olfactory receptor activity; G protein-coupled receptor activity. The transcript is spliced from 4 exons. The coding region runs from base 1 to 1368 and encodes 455 amino acids. NCBI's taxonomy places the organism in Eukaryota, Metazoa, Chordata, Amphibia, Anura, Bufonidae. Gene Ontology annotation, biological process: G protein-coupled receptor signaling pathway. Gene Ontology annotation, cellular component: membrane.